This is a messenger RNA of Theobroma umbraticum, 673 nucleotides long. RefSeq names its product small nuclear ribonucleoprotein F (gene RUXF). Lineage: Eukaryota; Viridiplantae; Streptophyta; Magnoliopsida; Malvales; Malvaceae. Gene Ontology annotation, cellular component: U1 snRNP; pICln-Sm protein complex; catalytic step 2 spliceosome. Gene Ontology annotation, molecular function: RNA binding. The record is from RefSeq and is a predicted model, not a curated record. Gene Ontology annotation, biological process: spliceosomal snRNP assembly; mRNA splicing, via spliceosome.
AAACGCUGAGAGCUCAUUUCAAGAAGACAAAAACCCUAAAACCCUCUCGAAAGCAAAAGCAAAAGGCUCGAAGCCCCGACUUUCCGCUCAGCACUGAAGCUUCCUCCCUUUGUCUUUAAUGGCUACAAUUCCCGUUAACCCGAAACCUUUCUUGAACAAUUUGACUGGAAAGACUGUUAUAGUGAAGCUCAAGUGGGGGAUGGAAUACAAAGGUUUUCUCGCCUCAGUUGAUUCUUACAUGAACUUGCAGCUUGGCAAUGCUGAAGAGUAUGUCGAUGGCCAAUUCACUGGAAAUCUGGGGGAGAUUUUGAUCAGAUGUAAUAAUGUUCUCUAUCUUCGUGGGGUACCAGAAGAUGAAGAUAUAGAAGACGCUGAUAGGGACUAGAUUGGUUCUCUUAUAGUUUAGAUGGAACUUUUGGCUGUUCAACCAAAAGCUUCUGUAGCAUUUUAAUAUCAUGAUUGGAGGUCAUUGUAUUACCUGACAAACAAACUGCUACGUAGUUAACUUUGCCAUGAUUGAUCGCCCUUACUAACAUUAUUUGGAAUAUGUAUCCUUUAGAUUUAAGCUAAAUGUCUUGUGGGGCACAAACAUGGGUGGCCCUGUGGUUAAUAUUGUGUCUGAAAACCAGUUACUCUAGAAAGAAAUGGAUUUCAUGGCAACUUGUUUGAGAUA